Messenger RNA from Linderina pennispora, 2636 nucleotides. RefSeq lists its product as uncharacterized. The record is from RefSeq and is a predicted model, not a curated record. Bases 17 to 2563 code for a protein of 848 amino acids. Gene Ontology annotation, cellular component: cell periphery; cell septum. The transcript has a single exon. Gene Ontology annotation, molecular function: chitin synthase activity. Lineage: Eukaryota; Fungi; Kickxellomycota; Kickxellomycetes; Kickxellales; Kickxellaceae.
CCGCUUCAUGCGCAUCAUGCGCGAGAACUACUACCGGGGCAAGAUCGCGACCGAGCCGCAGCGCGUUGAGAUGGAGGGCAAGGGCAUUGGCCUGCCGAACGGCCAGCGCCGCUACUGGUCAAUCGUCAACAACGAGAUCUUUGAUCUGACCGAGUACAUCCAGCGCCGCGGCGCACCGUUCGUUGUCGCACCCGACGGCAAGAGCAACGAGACUACCUCGCGUACCUUCCUCGAUGACGCUGUGCAGACCAUGUUCCAGAUGCACCCGGGCCAGGACAUCACCGAGAAAUGGCGCAGGCAUUUUGCCAAGCGGCCCGUCGCCAAGCGCCUGCACUACCAGUGCCUGCGCGGCGCAUUCUACGCCGGUGUUAUCGACAAGCGCAAGUCAUUCCAGUGCUACUUUGCCAACUACGUGCUGCUCGCCAGUUCUGUGGCCCUGACCAGCAUCAUCUUCUUCAAGUUCCUGGCUGCGCUGCAGCUUGGCAGCAAGCGCGAGCCCGAGGAGCACGACAAGUUCAUCAUCUGCAAUGUCCCGUGCUACACCGAGGGUGAGGAGGGUCUGCGCUCGACAUUGGAAUCUCUGGCGACGCUGCACUACGAUGAUAAGCGAAAGCUCAUGUUCAUCAUCUGCGAUGGAAUGAUCGUUGGAUCCGGAAACGACCGCCCGACCCCGCGCAUUGUGCUGGAUAUCCUGGGAGUUGAUCCAGACAUUGACCCGGAGCCGCUCAGCUUCCUGUCGCUGGGCGAGGGCACGAAGCAGCACAACAUGGGCAAGGUCUACUCUGGGCUGUUCGAGGCAUCGGGCCACGUGGUCCCUUACAUUGUGGUUGUCAAGUGCGGCACGCCCCGCGAGCGUACGCGCCAAGGCAACCGCGGUAAGCGCGACUCGCAGAUUAUCCUGAUGCGCUUCUUCAACAAGGUGCAUUUCAACCUGGCCAUGACCCCGCUGGAGCUGGAGAUCUACCACCAGAUCAAGAACGUCAUUGGCGUCAACCCGGCCUUCUACGAAUUCAUCAUGAUGGUGGAUGCCGAUACGUAUGUGUCGCCCGACUCGCUCAACCGCAUGGUGUCAUGCAUGCUGCACGACUCGAAGCUGAUGGGUAUCUGUGGCGAGACUCAGCUCGCCAACGAGAAGGACACGUGGAUCACCAUGAUCCAGGUCUACGAGUACUACAUUUCGCACCACCUCAGCAAGGCGUUCGAGUCACUGUUCGGCUCUGUCACUUGCCUCCCCGGCUGCUUCUGCAUGUACCGUAUCCGCACACCCGAAGCCAACCAGCCCCUGCUGAUUGCAAACCAGAUGGUCCAGGACUACUCCGAGAACAAGGUCGACACCCUCCACAAGCGCAAUCUGCUGCACCUCGGUGAGGACCGGUACCUAACUACGCUGAUGCUCAAGCACCACCCGUACUACAAGAUGAAGUUCACGUCAGAUGCCCAGUGCCGCACCAAUGCCCCGGAUACCUGGCAGGUGCUUUUGUCGCAGCGUCGCCGCUGGAUUAACUCGACUGUGCACAACCUUCUUGAGCUUGUGUUCCUGCCCCGGCUCUGCGGAUUCUGCUGCUUCUCGAUGCGCUUCAUUGUGUUUAUCGAUCUCGUCUCGACCAUCGUGAUGCCCGCCACAGUUGUUUAUCUCGGAUACCUGAUCUACCAGCUCGCCAUCAGCACCUCUGAUACGCCGCUUGUGUCCGUGUACCUGCUAGCGGCGGUUUACGGCCUGCAGGCAAUGCUGUUUGUGAUCAAGCGCCAGUGGCAGCAUAUCGGCUGGAUGAUCGUCUAUCUGCUGGCCCUGCCUGUGUUUUCGUUCUUCAUCCCGAUCUACGCCUUCUGGCACUUUGACGAUUUCUCGUGGGGCAACACCCGUGUCGUGGUCGGCGAUGGCAAGAAGCCAAAGUUUGUGGCCGAGGUCGAGGAAUUCGACCCGUCGGUGAUCCCGCUGCGCAAGUGGGACGAGUACGAGCAGGAGAUCCUGUACGGCCAGCCCGAGAAGGCGCGCAUGGAUGACAUGCGCAGUGAAAUGAGCAGCCGUGCCAGCAUGUACUUUGGCCCGCCGCGUCCGGGCUCGGCCGCCGGCUCAGUCUAUCCUGUCAACAACUACGGGUACUACCACGACGGCGGCGCCAACAUGCAAAUCAUGAACCAGAAUAUGGGCAUGGCUCCGGCCAUGAGUGUGCAUGGCGGCGAUAUGGGCGGCGAUGCGGCCUCAAUCGCCGGCACCAGCAUGAUGCACCGCAAUGGUGGCGGCGGUCAGGGCGGCGGAUUCAUGGGUGAUGCAAUUUCCUUGCAUAUACCACAGUUCAGCCUGAAUACCGGGUUCAUGGGCGGCAACGGCGGCUCGCUUAUGCCUGAUAGCGGGCCCGUGCCGUAUCCGUCGGGAAUGCCCAACGAGGUGCUGAUGCAGUCGGUGCGCCGGAUACUCAGCUCGGUCGACCUGAUGCUUGUGACCAAGAAGCAGGUGCGCCAGCAGGUCGCCCAGGACUGCAACAUGGACAUGGACGAGCUCAAUGCCCGCAAGUCGUUCAUCAACGUCUGCAUCGACGAGGUCCUCAACGAGCGCCUGUGAGUGCAGCGUCUCCGUUUCUCUUCCUAGUCUUUUUAUCCUCUCUUCAUUUCUUUCAUCAAGAAUUGCUUUGGAA